AUGCAGUCGUCUCGAUUUCAUGCCUUGACCGCUCGCUUGUCUCCUCAGAAGUUGCGUAUCUCGCUCCGCCGCACGUCUACAUCUUCUACCACCAGUAGCAGCAGAGAUUCUUGCUCGUCGACAGACAGCUCCCCAUUGAGCACAAUCAACAGCGUCAUCUUUCGCCAACCAUCCAUUGUGAAUAUGGAGGAAGAGCGUAAAAGCUUCGGAAGCGAGCUUUCCCUCCUUGAGCCCCGACCAAUUGUCUACUGGGGUGGAUUGGAGGAAAGACUGGGCUCGCUCUAA
Messenger RNA from Sporothrix schenckii 1099-18, 285 nucleotides. RefSeq lists its product as uncharacterized. The coding region runs from base 1 to 285 and encodes 94 amino acids. The transcript has a single exon. The record is from RefSeq and is a predicted model, not a curated record. Lineage: Eukaryota; Fungi; Ascomycota; Sordariomycetes; Ophiostomatales; Ophiostomataceae.